UAAGCGCUCAUUCAGUCUUGAAAUAUUGCUGGAGACACUUAAGUCAGAGACGUGACACUAAACCCUAAUAGUUACCAAUCAACUGUGAAAUAUUUCUGUGACAAAGGAUCAUCUUCUUUGGCUCUUCCUCAGUGCUUUCUAGAAAGGCGAACCAGCGAAUUUCUACAAGAAGCACGUAUUGCAGUGAAGAAUCAUGCCGCCAAAUCUCUUUGGGAACACACUCCUCUUGGCCGAGGGCACACUUGAGACAGAGAAAAGUGCAUCUCGACAAGAUACAGAUGAACCCCAAAUCAAACCACAGACUAUUCAGACAAUUGACGAGAGAAGGACAUCAACAAGAGUGGUGGAGAAGGAAUCGUACAAAACACGUUAUGUUUGGAAAAAUAUAAUUGUCUUCUUGUACUUGCACUUGGCGGCACUAUAUGGGAUUUAUUUGCAAUUAACAGUUGCGAGAUACAUAACAUUUGGCGUUGCACUCAUGCUUGGUUUCUGUGGUGGAAUGGGAAUUACAGCUGGUGCUCAUCGUCUCUGGUCACACAAAUCCUACAAAGCAAAGCUUCCCCUCCGAGCACUUCUGAUGAUCUUCCAGACCCUCGCUUUCCAGAAUCACAUCUUCGAAUGGGUCAGAGAUCAUCGAGUGCACCACAAAUUCACUGACACCAAUGCCGAUCCUCACAAUUCCCGACGAGGCUUUUUCUUCUCGCACAUGGGAUGGCUCAUGACCAAGAAGCACCCUGAUGUGAAGGAGAAGGGAGCAUCUGUGGACAUGAGUGACCUGGAGGCUGAUCCAGUCGUCAUGUUCCAGAAGAAGUAUUACGGAAUUUUAAUGCCAGUGUUCUGUUUCAUCAUUCCCGCCCUAAUUCCGUACUUCUUUCUCGGAGAGACUUUCUCAAAUAGUUGGUACAUCACAUCUAUGCUGCGCUAUGUUCUUUCUCUGCAUGGAACAUGGCUUGUGAAUUCAGCAGCGCAUUUGUGGGGAAUGAAACCCUACGACAAAAAUAUUUCCCCAGCGAAUAACAUCUUUGUGGCUAUCUAUGCUUAUGGUGAAGGCUGGCACAAUUACCAUCAUGUUUUUCCAUGGGAUUACAAGACUUCAGAAUUUGGUACAUACACCACAAAUGUUACAACGGCAUUCAUCGAUUUCUUCUCCAAAUUGGGUCUUGCCUAUGACUUGAAAACAGUCUCUGAGGACAUGAUCAGAAAGAGGAUCUUGCGAACGGGUGAUGGAUCACAUGAAUAUAGUCGCAAUAAGCGCGAAGAGGAACUCCGACAGAUGCUCAUGAGUGAUCACGAUCACUAUCAUGAUCAAAAUAUGGUUUGGGGUUGGGAUGAUAAUGAUAUGGACGAGGAGGAUAAGAAAUUUGCCAAAAUCUACAACAAGGAAGAUUGAAGAUGGUUUAAUUUAAUUUAUUACCUUUUAGUUUUAUAUGUAUUCCUUUUCUAUUUGUUUCAAGGUGCUUUUAAUCACUAGUUUAAAAUACCAAUACAAGUAUUUUGUAGCAUUGUAGAGUCAUUGAUAUGUAUUAAAGAAAUUUUACAUCUCAAUUCUUUUAACUUUGUGUACGGUUCUCUGGAAGAAAAAAAUUUCUUCUUUUAUAAAUUCUGUGGUAAUUUUUAAAAUCGAGAAAUUGUUGAUUUUUUAAAGUUAAUUGAGACUCUUGUAGUGCCACUCUUAUAAAAUUAUAAAUUCCUAAUAAGUUAUAUGCAUCACAUUAAAAUAUAUUCUAAUAUUUCAAUAUAAAGUCCAUGAAUUUGAUUAUUUAUGUAGUUUUGAAAUCUUUAGUAAAAAUUUAAUAUGUAGUUUUAUUUUAUUAAAUUCAGUUUAUUGCUGUAUCGCAAAGUUGCAAUAAGAACUGCAUAAUUUCCUUUUUUUUUUGGUAUGCUUUGAUUUUUGCAGAGUUAAAUAAAGAAUUUAUUAAGAUUUAACGAUUUAUUGAAUAAAUUUUGUUCUUAAUCUUUUCAUAUUAAAGAAAAGUCCAAAAAUAGCAAAGAUUUGCACCCCUAUCGAAUAGAGUGAUUGUUCAAUUGUGUUUCCUAAAAAAUGGUUUAAACCUGGUUAUGCUUUUCUUAUUCCAAUUUGCACGAUAUUAUGCAGAUUUUCCUCGCUCCUUAAUUACAUCAUAAAAACAUUUUUAAUUUAACUGUACGAAAUCUGUCAGAAUAUUGUUGAUCUAACCAUAUUUAUUUUUUGACAUGUUUUUUUGAAUAAAAUAAUGGAAAUUUUUAUCCAAA
Messenger RNA from Phlebotomus papatasi, 2232 nucleotides. Its product is annotated as acyl-CoA Delta-9 desaturase. Gene Ontology annotation, molecular function: iron ion binding; stearoyl-CoA 9-desaturase activity. Gene Ontology annotation, biological process: unsaturated fatty acid biosynthetic process. The record is from RefSeq and is a predicted model, not a curated record. Gene Ontology annotation, cellular component: endoplasmic reticulum membrane. The coding region runs from base 194 to 1390 and encodes 398 amino acids. NCBI's taxonomy places the organism in Eukaryota, Metazoa, Arthropoda, Insecta, Diptera, Psychodidae. The transcript has 6 exons.